AUGCCAAACCAGAACAAGCCAACCCGUACAUAUUUCUUGCCUCUUGAGGAGAUCACUCUGCAUAUUCUUAGGUACUGGAAAGCUCGUCAAACUGACAAGAAGAUUGUAGAGAACUUGUGGAACCACUAUGAUACAUCUCACUAUGGACUAGGGAUCAUGAAGUUCAAAGAGAUAUGCAACAAAAUGGGUCUUUUGCAUACCUGCAAGCAGAACCACUCAAUUGAAUCCAUCUAUGAAGCUAUGAUUGAGCUCUGCCAGGCAUACCCAAAUGCUGGUGCACGGGAAAUGGUCAUUUUGCUAUUUCACGAAAAGGAAAUGAACAUGUCGAGAAAUCUGGUGAUAUCAUACUGUGCCGCCUAUGAAGCAGACCUUAAACUGGGCUUUGCCCACCUGGGUAUGACAGACAUUCCAAUGGUGACUCAGAGCAAUCCUGGCACUGAAAACUACAGAAUCACCCAUGCACAUACCAUGCUGCGUCAAAUGUAUGAUCCAGCACUGCAAGGUACAUUACAACACCAUUGGAUGCAGACAAAGAAGAAUGUGAAACCAGAGAUCACCUGGUCUCAGUUAUGGUGUCAGUUUAUCCCUGGUUUUGAAACACUUCUAGAUGAAGGAGUGGAGAAUGGCUGGUACAAUAGUGACAACACCCUUCAGGUUUGCACAUUUAGCAUGAUCUUCCAUUGGGUCUUCAUUCCAUGGUUGCAGUGCGAGCUAGAUAGGUAUCAGGACUGUGUUAACAACACCCUCAAGAGGCCAGAUCAUAACAAGGUGCUUCCACACAGUGUACCUUAUCUAAUAUAUGAGUCUGCAGAAGAUUUUGGAGCUUUAGACUUCAAGGUAACAGUCAAACAAAACGCUAUAGACCAUGUCCGCAAUAUCUAUGUGAAACCCGAUCAUCCUGUCUUUGAUUUGGUUCCCAAACUGCUCAAUGAUCUUAUUCAAGACUGUUAUGAUGAUUUAGGCCAUCCUCCAGUCACUCACCAGUCCAUGUGGACAAUUUACUUAGAUUUGUAUCAUUCUAUUCAGCACUCUGCACAGAUACCAGCCAUUGUUGAUUCUCUUACAGAUGUCACCAACUCAGACAAAGAGCCUUUGCCUCUCCUUGAAAACCAAAAGGACCUGUUUUUUAAUGGGGAUACUGAUAGUGCUUACUACAUGGGUUGUAUUCAUGGUGGACACAGUCUUGAUGCAUCUGAUCAUUGCUGGCUGAAUGAACCAGGUGCCAACUUACUCCCUACAGCUCCAAUCAUAGAAGAGGAGGGUUUGGUUAUUACAGGAUUCUCUGAUGAGGAGGACAAUGAUGAAACAUAUGUUUGGUAG
Messenger RNA from Suillus subaureus, 1320 nucleotides. RefSeq lists its product as uncharacterized. The record is from RefSeq and is a predicted model, not a curated record. Lineage: Eukaryota; Fungi; Basidiomycota; Agaricomycetes; Boletales; Suillaceae. Bases 1 to 1320 code for a protein of 439 amino acids. The transcript is spliced from 10 exons.